Vicia faba (fava bean) is the source of this 1791-nucleotide messenger RNA. NCBI's taxonomy places the organism in Eukaryota, Viridiplantae, Streptophyta, Magnoliopsida, Fabales, Fabaceae. The record is from the annotation of a GenBank genome assembly.
AUGGAUUUGGUAGGACCCACCAUGAACCGGUUGGUCGGAGAUUACAUACUGGGUCCUCGAAUCGGGUCGGGUUCAUUUGCAGUGGUGUGGCGUUCCCGUCAUAGAAAUUCAGGUUUGGAGGUUGCCAUCAAGGAGAUUGAUCAGGCACAAUUGAGUCCCAAAGUUAGAGAUAAUCUCAUCAAAGAGAUUACUAUUCUAAGAACUAUUCAUCACCCUAACAUCAUUCGACUUUUUGAAGCUAUUGAGACCAAUGAUAGGAUUUACCUUGUUUUGGAGUAUUGUGGUGGAGGGGACCUUGCUGCUUACAUACAUCGCUAUGGGAGAGUUUCGGAAUCCAUUGCGAAACAUUUCAUGAGGCAAUUGGCUGCUGGGUUGCAAGUGCUUCAAGAAAAGAACCUCAUACAUAGAGAUUUAAAACCACAGAACUUACUGUUGGAAACUACUUCAGCUACACCACUUAUGAAAAUCGGGGAUUUUGGUUUUGCAAGGUCUCUCACACCGCUGCAGUUGGCAGAUACACUAUGUGGUUCACCUUAUUACAUGGCUCCCGAGAUAAUUCAGAGUCAGAAAUACGAUGCCAAGGCUGAUUUAUGGAGUGUUGGAGCAAUAUUGUAUCAGCUAGUGGUCGGGAAACCGCCAUUUGAUGGAAAUAGUCAAUUGCAGCUUUUUCAAAAUAUUUUGGCAUCUACUGAACUGCACUUUCCACCAAAGAUUUUAAAAGAGCUGCAUCUCGAUUGUGUGGAUCUUUGCAGAAGCCUUUUACGUCGAAAUCCAGAUGAGAGAUUAACAUUCAAGGCAUUCUUCAAUCACAAAUUCCUACAUGAUAAGAGGUCCGUUGUGAAUAUUGAGCAGUUUCAUUCACAUCAAUCAGAAAGCUCAAUGGUUAAUCAAUUAGUUGACUCUGCGCUUGAGUUGUCUCAAGCACAUUCCGAGUAUCAUGUUGAGAAAGUUUCUCAUUUAAUGGAGUCCAUUGAGAAAGGUUAUGUCCUCAUCAAUCCUCAUUUUGCAUCAUUGGAGGAUUUCUCUGACUACUUUGAGGCAUCCGCGCAUGAAAAUCCCUCGAGCGAGGUUUCUAUCCGUGCUUCAAAGACGACUAACCUAGAAAUCGAAAAGCAAACAAUGAACUUUUCUUUAGGGCACCCUUCAAACAAGUUAAAGUUGUUGCAUGAGUAUGUGCAAGUCCUCGGAGAACUUUCACAAGAAAAGUAUAAUACAGGACUGUACCUAGAAUCACUUGCAGUUGAGUUGGUGGUUUUGGCUAUAUGGAAGAAAGCUCUAGACAUUUGUAGCACUUGGUUAGCCCCGAUUUCUAAGAACGAGUUGCACGGAAGCAGUUCAGUUAAUGAGUCUGUAAUUGCCCGUGGAGACACGGGCUUAUCACAAACUAUCGAUCAUAAAAUAAAUUUCAACGACCGUCCUUCCGUCUCCUUAUGGGUCAAACAUGGAUUUAUCAUCGCAGUCGAUCGCGCUGAGAAACUAUCAUAUCAUAUUCAAAACAUGGAUGGUGCAGUUGAGAUGCCAGAUGCAAUCGAGAUUAUAUUCAGACAAGCACUCUUAGUCGGGACAAAUGGUGCUGUAGAUGAGUACAUGAAUAACAAAGAUAAGUCUGCUGCAACUUACUCAAAAGCAAUUCUUCUACUUUCAUUCAUUGUGGGAGAAGCAGAGAAUCUUCCACUGAACCCUCCAUUUUCACUUCUUUCUAACGAUCAUAAGCGAAUCGAGCAAUAUAUUCACAACUUGCAGUAUCGCAAGAUAUCUGUAUCAGACUCAUCUGCAGAGGAAGCUCAAUAG